Molecule: messenger RNA, 693 nt
Organism: Orbilia oligospora ATCC 24927
Lineage: Eukaryota; Fungi; Ascomycota; Orbiliomycetes; Orbiliales; Orbiliaceae
Exons: 1
Coding region: 1-693 (230 amino acids)
Source: RefSeq, a predicted model, not a curated record
AUGAAUCUCAUAUUCUUAGAUACCCCUCCAGCUACAGACCAGGAACUCCCCACUACGAUUAUCUCCCGCACCCACACUGAAACCACUGCACCGACUACCCUCACUAGCACCCCUCCCCACCUUCCUACAAACAAAAUAACAAUUCACAUCGAAGGUGUAAGAGAUAUAUUCGGCGUCGCCUACUCCUUCAAAAAAGAUGGACGCAGGGUCGUCCAACUAGAGACCGGUCCCCCCAAAGACAGAUAUUGCUACCAAAACUGGUCUAAUCUCAGCCACUAUGUCAUAUCAUUUGCUGUGGGAUUAUAUAACCCAAAUACAGGGGUAUACGUAAAGAUUGAGAAUGCUGGUCCUAUCAGGAUCGACACCACUCAUUUUAAAGACAUUUCGGAAGAGGAUGUAUCUUGGAGAGCAGUUUAUGGCGAAUUUUAUGAUUUUUCCUUCUUUAUGUUCCCCGUGCUACUAUUUUUUGGGUUUAGACGAGGGGAUUCUCCUAUUCCGAUUUUAUUCGAAGAGGAUAUCAAAAAGGGCGCGUAUCUUCCAACUUGGAGGAGUAGAUUUCGGUAUAAGUGGAAACGUUUUCUUGAAAUCUUGGUCGAGAUACAUGAGGUGGCUAAAGGGGGAGCAACGUCACCGACUGAGACGAUAAACGACCAAGAUCCGAAAAUGGCUCAGGAUCAUAAAAAGGAUGAAUAG